Molecule: messenger RNA, 342 nt
Organism: Blepharisma stoltei
Lineage: Eukaryota; Ciliophora; Heterotrichea; Heterotrichida; Blepharismidae
Source: the annotation of a GenBank genome assembly
AUGAAUAAAACGGAUGCAAAGUUAUAUGAAAAUAAAGAUAUUGUUAUAAUAGUAUUUGACUUAUCGAAUAGGAAAACCUUUGAACAUGCUGAUUAUUGAUUUAGCAGGGCGAAAAAUUUUGCUGCAAAAGAGACAGUUUUUGCCUUAUUAGGGAAUAAAAAGGACUUGAUGAGAGAGAUUAGUGAAGAAGAAGCUAGAGAAAAAGCAGAAAAAUGGGCAGCGAUAUAUAUGGAAGUCAGUGCGUUAACUGGAGAAAAUAUAAAUGACGUUUUUCGAAAUACAUCAGAAGAAGCUGCCUGAAACAUCAGAAAAAAUUAUAGUAAAAUCACAGAGAAAUUUUAA